CUCAAUCAAUCUGCUUCCUCCGUCUUUGCUUCAGUGCUUCAUACAGGAAAUCUAUUGCUGUGUCAAGUUCCAGAGAAGAGGUUCUUCUGUUCCAACUUACUAAUCAGCCUAAAACACAGAGUGAAAGGAAGAGGCUGGUAGAAAGGGAGUGUCCUGGUGCUGAUGGGCUAAGAGGAUCCAGCCCAGAGCCUCUAACCAGAGAGAGCCCCACCAUGUCCAGAGCUCCUUUCACACCUGUGGGGAGGCAAAGUACCAAGUAAAAGGGCAGAAUACGAGAAAUCAGAAAUGCCCCGCACUUGGAGAACUUCUAAACUAUGGCUUCUACUGAUUUUGACUGUCUUCUUAGUGCCCGGGUAUGUGCGUGCAGGAGUGCGAAGUUCUGGGACACCAAGAAACUUAACGCAGCUGCAAAUGGCUACAACAAAUAGGUCAUCUGUGGAAGGAAAGCAGAGCAGGCUCACACCUCCUGUGGAAGCUAACACUUCUCAGUCUGUACCUGUGGCUACAAAGGCUGUGCUCACUUGCCCUCCUGUCGGCUUAACCAAUGUGCUGAUAAUAAGGUGGGAAAUAAACCUCAGAGACAAGCCUUCCUGCAUUAGAGCCUACAGGAGAGAUAACAAUGAGACCAGUGAAAGAAACUGUACCGACGAGAGAAUAUCCUGGGAGUCCAGACCCGAUCAGAAUCCUGCCCUUCAGAUUGAUCCCGUGGCCAUCACUCAUGAUGGAUAUUACAGGUGUGAAGUGGCCGCACCUGAUGGGAAUUUUGGUUUUGGAUAUCACCUCCAAGUAUUAGUGCCCCCCGAGGUGACCCUGUUUCGAGGCAGCAAUGGAACCCUGGUGUGCAGGGCUGCAGGGAAGCCAGCUGCACAGAUCUCCUGGACCCCAGGGGGAGACUGUCACACUGUGGAACAACAGUUGGGCAAUGGCACGGUGACCGUCCUGAGUACAUGCCACUGGGAGGACCGCCAGGUGUCUAAUGUGUCCUGCUCUGUCUCCCACGUGACCGGCAACAAGACUCUGUCCUUAGAGCUGAAUCGAGGUGACCAAUCACCACUGAAAUUAACUAUUUUAUCUAUCACCUCCUCUAUUUUGAUUACCUUGAUCAUUGUGGGAUUCAUUGUGGGAUCCAUUUUGAAAAUCGAUUGCUGCAGAAAAUGCAAAUUAAAAAAAAUGGAAGCUACUUCAGUUGUUGAGGAGGAGGAAAUGCAGCCUUAUGCCAGCUACACAGAGAAGAACAAUCCACUCUAUGAUACUGUGAGCAUGAAGAGGUUUCAGGUUUUACAAAGUGAAGUUGAUGGGCUGUGUCUCCAUACUUCAUAAGUUAUUGGAAUCUAGCAACAGAACAAAUGAAUAAAGAUACAGCAGGACUACUAUUUUGAUUUUCUUAGAGUUCUAGCAUGGAAAACCUAUUUUGGAAUUAGCUUUUCAAGGAUUCUGAGAAGAUAGAGAUUUUUAAAAGGUUUUCAUACAUAUCCUUAUAUAUUAAAAUUUUAGAAUGUUAGCUGCUAUUAGGUAGUUCUCUGAAGAACUGAUAUUAUUACAAAGAAAGCAAAUGCUAUGAUAAAAUAUUCAAAUUGUUUAGUAUAGUAGAUAAUGAAAACUGAAUUUCUUCAAGAAAGAACUCCGCAGAAGGAAGAAUCAAGAUAUUUUAUGUAUUCUUCCAGAAAAUUUUAUGUAUAUAUAUCUGUACACCAAGGUAUGGGUGUGCAUUCAUAAGUCUAUUUACAUAUAUAAACACAUAUCCUUGUGAAGACACAAAUGGGAACAUAUCAUGAUGCUCUUCUGCACUUAUAGAAAGCUAAUAAUAUGAUAAGUCUUGAAGAUCUUUUAUAUCAAUACAAGCAGAGCUACCUCAUUCUUUUUAAUGGUUAUAAAAUUCCAUUGUAUGGUUAUGUCAUAAUUUAAUUAACUACAGUCCUAGUGGUAGACAUUUAGAUUGUUUUAAGUUUUAUUUGUUUGUUUUGGUAUUAUAAACAAUACCACAUAGAAUGUUUCUUGUGGAUAGAUCUCUUUAUAUUUGUUUAAGUAUAUUUAUAGAAUAAUUUCCCUGAGUGGAAUUUCAGGUCAAAAGGGUUUGUGCAUUUUUUAUUGAUUGAUAUGUCCAAUUGUAUCAAUUGACGUUCCCUUCAACCAUGUUUGAAUGUGCCUUUCCAUAUACUGUUAUUUUAAUAUCUGCAAGAUUCCCACCUCUUGUUUUUAAUCAACCAGUUAACUAAUGUGAUGUAAGAUUAUAAUAAAAAUUACACUAUUUGACAAAACUGGAUUUAUGUUUUCCUGUCAUGUUGAUGAGAAAGCAGGAAUAAGAGAGAGGGAACACAUGUGAGGAAUUACUUUCUGAACUCAUAUCUCAAUAGAGAUUGAUAGCUAAUGCCUAAUAGUUUUUCAUAUAUGAUAAACUGAAAUUGUAUAUUUUUAUGAUGUACAUUUUAUUGUGAGGUAUUUAGCAAAUAACAGAUGUUGAGUAUAUAAGCAGCUAAAUAUGCAUUAUGGGGAAGAACUUGGGUAUCCAUAAAAUAUGGUCUCUGUGCUAAGAGAAUGGCCGAGCGAUGACAUGACCCUUGCCCUCAAUUUUU
Messenger RNA from Mirounga angustirostris (Northern elephant seal), 2573 nucleotides. Its product is annotated as cell surface glycoprotein CD200 receptor 1. Gene Ontology annotation, biological process: regulation of neuroinflammatory response. NCBI's taxonomy places the organism in Eukaryota, Metazoa, Chordata, Mammalia, Carnivora, Phocidae. The record is from RefSeq and is a predicted model, not a curated record. Gene Ontology annotation, cellular component: external side of plasma membrane. Gene Ontology annotation, molecular function: signaling receptor activity.